AUGUCUGGCUCAGGAUACGAUGCGGUGGUCGACGUCGAUGAUGACGGCGACCUUGGCCAUACCGAUCUCCAGGACGACCUCGAAUUCCACUCGUCAAACUUCAACGACACAAAUGCUGGUGGUCGCAAGUCAGCUCCAUCAGCCGGUCUCCCUCCACCCGUGACAGCAUCUUCAUCCUCAUCCAAGCGCUUCCUCUGGACGAUAUCGUUCUACGCCCAGUUCUUCGACGUUGACACAUCUGCCGUGCUCUCCCGCUGCUGGGCUGCGCUGUACCCGCGCGCCAACUUCCUCGACGUCCUCGAGGGUAAUCCCGAUCUCUAUGGGCCGUUCUGGAUCGCUACGACUGUGGUCCUCAUUCUCUUCCUCGGAGGCACCAUCAGCGCGUACCUCGCCGACACGGGCGACCACCCUUUCGCCUACGACUUCAAGCUCCUGAGUGGCGCCGCCGGACUUAUCUACGGCUACACUCUCUUCAUCCCCGUCGGCCUCUUCCUCGCCCUGCGGUACUUCGGCUCCGAGUCGGCCAACUUGCUCGAAUGCUGGGCGCUCUAUGGCUACUCCAACCUCAUCUGGAUACCCGUAGCCCUCAUCAGCUGGUCGCCCAUUACCAUACUCAACUGGGUCUUCGUGGCUGUCGGGUUCGGCCUCUCAGUCGCCUUCUUGCUGCGCAACCUCUACCCCGUGCUCAGCGCCACCGACCGCCAGACGAGCAAGAUUCUGCUCAUCGUCGUUGUCGCCCUGCACCUGGGGCUGUCGUUGACCAUCAAGAUCCUGUUCUUCGCGCACGGGAGUCCCGUUGCAAGCCCUCCCAAGGGAGACGACAAGGGCGGCGCGGCCAUGUUCCUUUUCUAA
Molecule: messenger RNA, 852 nt
Organism: Verticillium nonalfalfae
Lineage: Eukaryota; Fungi; Ascomycota; Sordariomycetes; Glomerellales; Plectosphaerellaceae
Gene: YIPF2
Product: Protein yipf2
Exons: 3
Coding region: 1-852 (283 amino acids)
Biological process (GO): vesicle-mediated transport
Cellular component (GO): Golgi apparatus; membrane
Molecular function (GO): small GTPase binding
Source: RefSeq, a predicted model, not a curated record